AUGAUGGAAUACGGAAGAACGCGCAAAGGGCCGCUGCCUGGAGGUCGCCAGGGCGCGUCUGGAGCUGGCGCUGGACGCGGCAGCAUGCGAACCGCCAGCCGAGCGCGAGGUGCUGCACGACCACCCAGCAGCCCCUCGCAUCCAUCAUCCCCACCAGCUGGCUUGGUGUCGGCAGGGUCUUCGCGGGCCCAGCAAUCGGCACCCGCCUCUGGUGGAGUACGCCGCAUGCGUUGGACAACCCAGAUGAACAGCAACGCAUUGCGGGCGUAUUUUGGGGCGAAAGGGGGAGAAACUGGAUGUUUGGCGUAUCGGGCUAGGAUGCAUCGUCUUUUUGCUGAGCUGGAGCCAUCUUUAACCGUCACAGAGCAAAACCUGGCAGACCGAGUUCGGUAUAUCUUGCGCUCAAAUAUAUUUGAUGUCGCCGAACUCGAACGGCUACGACGUGAGGCUGUUCCCUCGUCGGAUGAGAAUGCUACGGCUGAGGAUGCGGCGCCACAAAUGGUAGAGCAACCCGCAAACGUGGAUGCCGCCGUGAAUACCCCAGUUGUGGUUGAUUCAAACGAUGAUGGAACAGUCGCCCAGGAACUGGAAUUAGAGCAUAUGAGGAGUACAUUGGAAGAGGCGAUUGUGGAAACGCGCAGUACGCCUCUCGAAAAUCGACCGCGACUUCCCCGCAUAGCCCUAAGCAAGCGGAAUCGGGCUGUCGUGAGGGCUCUGAACCCAAUGCUGGUGACCUAUUUGGAAGCCAGCCGGGACCUUUGCGAGACGGACUCAAUUCUUUUUGGCGCCGCGCUGGCAGUCUGCCGUAUCAUAGGCGCCAAGGUUUCCACGGCUGGACGCGCUACUGGCCAUAGUAGCGCUAUCCCAGCAUGGAGAAGAAGAAUUGAGGAACGUAUCGCAAAGGCUAGAGCUCUCAUCGGCAGACUGAUAUGCUUCAGAUCAGGCAACAACAGGCCAAGAAUUGUGCGCACCGUCAGGAUGGCGUUUGCUGGGACAAAUGUCAGUUUGUCCCAGCCGGAUAUAACGCAAAAACUGACGGAGCGCAUAGAUGAUCUGAAGCAGAGAAUCGCUGCUUGGGGAAAACGGAUUCGGCGAUAUACCGAGAGGUCGACACGGUUCAACCAGAAUCGUCUCUUCCAGAGUGAUCAGAAGAGGCUCUAUGAAUCAUUGGAGCGACCAAUGGUAAGUGGAACGGGUCCAGCACCGAAUCCGUAG
Parnassius apollo (apollo) is the source of this 1215-nucleotide messenger RNA. Lineage: Eukaryota; Metazoa; Arthropoda; Insecta; Lepidoptera; Papilionidae. The record is from the annotation of a GenBank genome assembly.